AUGCGUCACGUCUCCCAAACCGCUGUCGCGGCUGCCUUGUUGGCUGGUCGUGUACUCGGUCAUCCUCAUCCUGCCACUUCCGAGAACACCAUUCAGAGAAGGACAGUCAACUUGGAUUCAUUCAAAGUUGGUGUUGGCUCCAGCUACUCCAACAACCUUGUCCUCACCGAGGAGAAACCUCAACUCAGAACAUUCUCCGCGCCAACUUACAUUGACACCGCCAGUCAAUUAGUCAGAAAGGUUGCCCCAGGAGCGGAAUUUCGUGUCGUUAACAGUUACCAAUCCGAUACUGGAGUUGGACACGUUGUUUUCAAGCAGACUCUUCACGGCAUUGAUAUUGAUACCGCUGACUUCAACGUCAAUGUUGGAAAAGAUGGCAAAGUCUUCUCUUUCGGGAACUCUUUCUUCACCGGAACUCUUCCAACAGAGAGCCCAUUGAUCAAGAGAGACCAAGUCAGCCCUGUCGCAGCUUUGACUGGCGUAUCCAACACUCUGCAGCUCGCAGUUGACGCAUCCUCCGCUGUUGCAGUCCCAGAAGCUGAGAUUGAGCACUUCACCAUCACUGGUUCCACCGGUGCUCUUUCAGACCCAAAGGCACACCUUGUCUACGUCCAAAGUGGCAGCAGCUUAGCACUCGCAUGGAGAGUUGAGACUGAUAUCGACUCGAACUGGUUGUUGACCUUUGUUGACGCCAAGACCCCCGAGAAAGUGUUCCAUGUUGUAGACUACGUUGCUGAGGCAUCAUACAACGUUUACCCUUGGGGAGUGAACGAUCCAGAGAAGGGAAGCCGUGUCAUUGAGACCGACCCAUGGAACCUCCAAGCCUCUGAGUUUGGCUGGCACUCAACUGGAAAUGUUACCUACAACACCACCAGAGGAAACAACGGUAACGCCCAGACCAACUGGGAUGGCGACUCAAACAUCAACAAUGAUUUCCGCCCGUACGAGUCUGACCUAGUAUUCGACUACGAAUUCAGUCUUUUGAACGAUGAGCCAAAAACCUAUGCAAAUGCAUCAGUCACUCAAUUGUUCUACACCGCAAACAUGUACCACGAUUUGCUCCACACUCUCGGUUUCAACGAGGCAUCUGGAAAUUUCGAGGUCAACACCAACGGUCAAGGUGGACGAGGAAAUGAUCCCGUAACUUUGAACACCCAGGACGGUUCCGGUAUCAACAACGCUAACUUUGCUACCCCAAUUGAUGGUCAAGUCCCAAGAAUGCGCAUGUACAUCUGGAACUACACACGUCCAGCUUCCCCAUGGCGUGAUUCCAGCUUCGAUGCUGGUGUCGUCAUCCACGAAUACACUCACGGUCUCUCCAACCGUCUCACGGGAGGAGCUUUGAACUCUGCAUGUCUCUCUACCACCGAAGCCGGUGGAAUGGGUGAGGGAUGGGGAGAUUUCAUGGCUAUCGCAAUCCACCUCAAGACCAGCGACACAAGAAAGACCAACUACCCAAUGGGUGACUAUGUCAGAGGUAGACCAUCAGGUAUCCGAACUUACCUCUACUCCACCAGCCAAUCUGUCAACCCAAUGAUCUACUCUACCGCCAACAACUCCACCCUCGUUCACUUCAUCGGUACCAUCUGGGCCACCAUGCUCUACGAGGUUAUGUGGAACUUGAUUGACGACCACGGAAUCAACGCCAACAGAUUCCCAACCUUCUCCAACGGUAUCCCAACUGACGGAAGAUUUUUGGCUAUGCAAUUGGUCGUUGACGGAAUGAAGCUUCAACCAUGUCGCCCAACCUUCAUCACUGCCCGUGAUGCCAUUCUCGAUGCCGACAAGGCCCGAACCGGUGGUGCCAACCAAUGCAGUAUCUGGAAGGCAUUCGCCAAGCGCGGUCUUGGAGCAGACGCUCGCCGAUCCGACAACCCACUCGACCACUUGUCCCGAGUCGACAGCUACAACCUCCCCAACGGUGUCUGCGGCUGCAGCGCUGAUAACUGUCUCCGGGCUCUCCGUGCCACCUCGCCAACUGGCCGUCUCCUCGAGUCUCAGCAGUUCUGUGGUAACUUUACUAAGACCGUUGUUACCAGUGUCAGUGCCGUCAAGCCAUACUUGGUCUCUGCGUGCGGUGGCGACGUUGUCUCCAGAGUCAGCUCGGCUUGUGGAUGUGUCCCAACUCUUAGUUAG
Molecule: messenger RNA, 2136 nt
Organism: Glarea lozoyensis ATCC 20868
Lineage: Eukaryota; Fungi; Ascomycota; Leotiomycetes; Helotiales; Helotiaceae
Product: Metalloproteases (zincins), catalytic
Exons: 4
Coding region: 1-2136 (711 amino acids)
Molecular function (GO): metalloendopeptidase activity; zinc ion binding
Source: RefSeq, a predicted model, not a curated record